This is a messenger RNA of Emericellopsis atlantica, 1386 nucleotides long. RefSeq lists its product as uncharacterized. Bases 1 to 1386 code for a protein of 461 amino acids. The transcript is spliced from 4 exons. The record is from RefSeq and is a predicted model, not a curated record. Lineage: Eukaryota; Fungi; Ascomycota; Sordariomycetes; Hypocreales; Bionectriaceae.
AUGGUCCCCUCUCCUCGCCAAUUUCUGGCCGCCCUGCUCGCGGGCGGCGCCGUUGCCAACCACAACCACCCACCACCCUACCAUCUCCUGCCCGAGAUGCCAGUCCAAGACUACCAAUACCCGCGCUUCAGUCGCUCAGCUGAGCAGUGUGACAUUUCCAGUCCCUGCUCGCCAGCCCAGCUUCUUCCCAUGGGCUCCCACAGCGAGGGCUGGGCUUUCUGCGGCGCCGCGUUCAAGGAGGGCAUCCUGCCCAAGUCUCUGGAGCUCGAGGGCCAUCAUGCCAUCGAGGCAAUCACCGUCUCCUACACCGACGGUACAAAGUCCCGCUUCGGUCGGGGAUUCGACCAUGAGGGCAUGCUCGAGAAACCCACCACCGCGACUCUGGACCUGGAUCCACUGAAGGAUCGCAUUGAGUACGUGGCCUGGUACCCCCACAAGGACGGUGGCAUUGGCGGUCUCGAGAUCUACGUUUCGGGAGGAAAGAUGCUUGUCUGGGGCCCAAAGUACAUCAAGUACAGGCAGCCCGCCAUGGCGUACAAGCCUUCGGGCGGCAUGCUGCUCGGCAUCCAGGGCACCGCCGGCAAUGAUCUCCACAGCUUUGAUCUCAUCACGACCAAGUCCAAGAUCACGGCCCUGCGUGUCGAGAACAUCACCGUCACCCCCAAUGCGGGGGAGCUGAAUGCGCUCCACGACAAGGGUCUCCAGGAGGAGCACAAGGCCGUCAGCCGCCACACCCAGGAGGAAUUUGGCGCGCCUGCCAAGGACUCCGUCUCCAUGAGUGUCAGCUUUUCUGUUUCCGACUCGACGAGUCUGCAGAAGACGAGCUCGGAUGCCUUUUCGACUACCGAGUCAAUGUCAGAGACGCUCUCAUUCACCGCAGGGUUUUCCACCAUGAUACCUACCAUUGGCACUCCCUCUGUUGGCGUGACCUAUGCCGCAACUCAUGGGCAAAGUGUCACAUGGUCGAAUACGAAAACCUCUUCGAUUACCUUCGGCACGGCCAAGACCGUGAGCGUGACGUACUCGUUCUCCGCGGAGGCGGUCCCCAACACGGAGGUACAGUGCGAUGUAUGGCACUGGAAGCCAGCGGCCAGCACCGAGAUCAAGUGGUACGGCGACUCCGUCGUCCAUUUCGAGGACAAGCAUCUCUGCUGGAGCUGGCUGUCGCAGGGUAUUUACCACCCUGCCGACGACAAUGCCUUCAAGUCGCGCUGCCGCCGCCGCUGGCUCAACGAGACCUCGCACGAGGGGAAGCCAAAGGCCGGCAAGGAGGAGGACAUUGAGGUCGACGUUUCCUCCAGUAUUUAUGGACGCGACCUCAAGAUUGGUGACUGGUUUGAGAUUGACGAGUAUUCCGUCACCCAGGAGUUCGACUACGACCUUUGA